Didymodactylos carnosus is the source of this 558-nucleotide messenger RNA. The record is from the annotation of a GenBank genome assembly. NCBI's taxonomy places the organism in Eukaryota, Metazoa, Rotifera, Eurotatoria, Philodinida, Philodinidae.
AUCGGACGCAGACCGGGAAAAACAGCGACGGCAAAAGAGGGUUAUUAGGGCAAACGAAGAUGAAGCUCAACGUACAAAUCGCCUAUCGCACCAAAGAGAACGUUCAGAAUCAUCUCGUGCCAAUGAAAAUGAAGCUCAACGUGCAAAUCGCCUAUUGUACAAAAGAGAACGUUCAGAAUCAUCUCGUGCCAAUGAAGAUGAAGCUCAACGUGCAAAUCGCCUAUUGUACAAAAGAGAACGUUCAGAAUCAUCUCGUGCCAAUGAAGAUGAGAUGCAACGUUCAAACCGACGUUUGGAUAAAAAACAACGUUCCAGAAGAUCGAGAGCUAGUGAAACACAAACGCAACGCUCAAGCCGACUGAUGAAUAACAAAACACGUACUGCUGAAGCUCGCCUUAACCAAUGUGCUGAAUCAAGAGCAGUGCGCAUUAGAAAAGUUAGUCAAAAUCGUCGGCAACGCAACACAGAGAAAAAGUCCACCGCACUGAAACAGCACUGGCCAUCGGCUAUACCAAUGGAAAUUAAAGUUAAAUGUCUGGAAAAUUUCUAUGAUAAGAU